Molecule: messenger RNA, 3311 nt
Organism: Nezara viridula (southern green stink bug)
Lineage: Eukaryota; Metazoa; Arthropoda; Insecta; Hemiptera; Pentatomidae
Source: the annotation of a GenBank genome assembly
CUGUUAUGCCAACAUGGUAGUUAUGAAUUCAUAGCGAAUUCUUUAAGUCAAUUUUGUUGUCGUUAUUGUGGAAUGUGAUCAUUGUUGUUUUAGUUUUCAGUUCAAUCUGUUUUAUUCAGUUUCGUGACUUGAAGACAUUCUUCAGCUUAUUUAUUUUUGAUUUAAUUUUAGUUUUUAUUUGAUUAACUUGGGUCAUAAAAUGGAUACUGAAGAAUCUGUUCAAGAAUCUUCCCAGCCUUCAAAAGAAGAAGACCUUACUGCAGCAGAUGUUAUUAAGGAAGAGGUUAAUCAGUGUGAAAAUAGUGUUGAUCAGGUGGAAGUGACAGACAUUGAAGCUGUAGAACAUGAUAAUCCUAUUGAUUGCCCAUUACAAGAUUCUGAAGAGAAUGAGGCAUUGGUCAUAAAUCAUGAGACUACUGGUGAUCCUGAAGGGGAUGAUAGUGAUGUUGGAAGUGAAAGCAGUGUAGCUAGUCAAGAAGUACCUAUAGAGAGGGAAGAGGGAGAUGGUCAAGAAAGUGACAAAAAAGAUAAAAAGUUAGAUCGUGAUGAAGAUAAACGUGACCCUCAAUACAUCCCAAAAAAAGGAAACUUUUAUGAACAUGAUGAUAGAACAUCUGAAGGUGAAGAACCUUCAAAUGGUAAGAAGCAUCUAACACCCAAAGCAUUUGAGAGUAAGGAACGUUGGGGUCAUGACCUUUAUGAUGAUAGUUUACAGUCACCUAAAUCAAGAGAGGAGUUAAUAGAACAAUACGGGUAUGAUAUAAGGGUUGAGGAAGGGCCACCCAAGGCUAGGCGGAGGAGGAGAUAUGGGCGUGGCCCAAAUAAGUAUACAAGACGGUGGGAAGAAGAAGAAGCCUAUGCUAAGAGCAGGGGUUCUUGGAGAGGACGCGGACGUGGCCGUCCUUCCAGAAGUAGUGUUGAAGACUUCCCACCUCUACCUGAAAAAGAAGCUGUGGCGAAAGCAGGUAUUGAUGAAAAUAAAUCUGAUGGUAAGCAAGAUCCAGUUAAGAAAGAACCAAUUAGAAUGUUAGAUAGUAAAGUUGAGAAAAAAGAUGCGCAGUCUGUUACUCAAUCAGUGAGAAGAGUGAAAAUUGAUGAAACAUCUGUUCAUACCCCUACCCGAGGCCGAGGUUCUUCUCGGGGAAGAGGUAAAGUUUCUCAGCCUUUUAAAUCCGGAUGCUUCCAACGACAGAGUUCAACUGCUGAAGAGGAUAUCGCUACUUUAUCGAAACACUUUGCAGAGGCAGUUAUAAAUGUUGACAACAAAUCUAUACCGUCAAAACGAGCCAGCUCAGUUCCUCCGACAAAUUCUAGUGAGUCAAAUGGUGUGAAAAACCAACAGUCGUCAGAGGAUACCAUUGUUGAUAAAUCUGGGGCAGAAUCGAAAAGCAAACGAUAUUCCAUGCAGAGGCAAAGAUCCCUUCCACAAGCUACUACCAAUGGUGUGGGAAUAGUCCAGCAAGUACCACAGCCUCCCCCUCCUCCACCCCAGCACUAUAUUCAGCCAGACCAGCAGCAAUAUUUCCAUCAAGUAAGUCUGGACGCAACACCUGCUGCUCCUGCCACUCAAUAUACCAAUCAGCCUCCUGCCAAUUAUAGACCAGAAGUACCUCCUAUGGUUGCUUUUGUUUCACCAGCAGCUCAUCAGUUUCAUCAACCUUUACCGACCUAUUUGCCUCCAACCUUUUUAACCCCUCCACCUUUAGCAACUCCUCCAAGAGGUCCUGAAGUGUACCAAGGACCUACUGGAAUUACUUACUAUAACACUCAGUCCCAAGUGAGCAGACCAGUGUCAACUUCUCGAAGAGUGCGUCUCGCAAUACCCAUAGUUGCUCCUCCACCUGAAUCAAGCUGAUUGUCUUCUAGAACUCAGGAUAUACUGUUCUGUUGCUCAAAGGAUAAGGUAAUCGGAGGCACAUGCAUAAGAUUAUCCAAGUGACCUAUUCUUUUUAGCAAGAAAACAAGAUAUUCUAGAAAAUUUUUUUUUUAUAUGUUCAGUCUAAAUUAUUUCAUAGUUUUAUUUUAUACUAUUAAGGUAAUCCUUAAGCAAUAAAUAUAUGUUUGAAAUACCUCAGUUCCACUUACCUCCUUGUUUCUUCUUAUUAUCUCAUUUAUUUUUUAAUGAAUUUAAACUAUAGUAGGUUACAUUCCUUAUUUUUUUCAUGUAGAUUUGUUGGACUUGAUUAUGGUAAACUUGUUUGUAUUUAAUAGAGAUCCUUAUGUUUACUUUCAUACUCGCAUUAUAGUAAAGUUAAAUUUUGUUAGUUAUUGGUAUUAAAAAUUACAAGGAGUAACUCAAGUUUUUCAGAAUGAUCAAGGACUUCAUUUAGCUCAUUGUUUCAUUCUUUACUACACACAGCUAACUUGACUUGAAUUAGAGCCAUAGGUUUUCAAUAAAAAAUUUAACUUAUUUGAAAUAGGAUAGUCUAAAUUAUCUUUUAACCCUUUGACUGCAGGAGCUCAUGCGAGUGUUUCUACCAAUUGGACAUAUGUGUUCUAAUAUAACCCUUUUUACAUUAACAGUCACUUUAAGUUAUUUGUCAACAACUGCUUCAUGUUAAAUAUAGAAUGUUUUGAUAGAAAAAUCCAGAACAACCGCUCUGAGUCAGCUAAAGAGGACUAACGAAUGCACCGACCAAGCCACAAGUCAAAUGGUGGAGGCUGGACUUGCCCCUUCCUGUUUAAGUAGCUACAGCCAAGGAUGGAAGGCAUAUAUCCCAGCCAUACCAGCCAGACCCAACUCACCGCUGGGAAAAAAUAUAUCCUGUCCCCACUAGUGACCCAACUCGUAAUGGAAAAGCAUGUAUUCCGUCUGCAGUCAAAGGAUUAAUUUACGCUUCUUUGCUAUUUAAUAUUUAUACCCCUUUCUGGUCUAUCAUAAAUGUGUACUGUAAUUCUUGAGGUGUAAUUUGUGUUGUCCAGUUGUCACUUUUAUCUUAUAAUGAUACUAUGAUAUGCUUACAAAGCUUUUAUAACUACAAAAAUUAUAAUUAUAAUAUAUAAUUUUGUGUAUCAAAAAUUGAAGUCCCACUUAAUGCAAUUCAACAUUGAAAGUUUAAAAAACAAAGCUGAUAAUUGUUGCCCACAGUACUCACUGACCAAAUUUGAAAUUUGUGGGAAAUAUAGUGUAGUUACCUUUAAGUCAGCUCCACCUCUAAAAUAAGUUGAAUGACAGGGUGAAUAGUAACUGAAUCUGAAUACCUAUUCUUUAAAUAAAUAAAUACAAAUAUUUUUUAUAUUUUAUUUUUUUUAUCACAAUCUAUGAUAUUUAGAAUACAAUGAGUUUGUAUAUUUUUUGUUGUUAUGUUUUG